This is a messenger RNA of Cyprinodon tularosa, 2444 nucleotides long. RefSeq names its product acyl-CoA thioesterase 11b (gene acot11b). Gene Ontology annotation, cellular component: extracellular exosome. Gene Ontology annotation, molecular function: lipid binding; thiolester hydrolase activity. Lineage: Eukaryota; Metazoa; Chordata; Actinopteri; Cyprinodontiformes; Cyprinodontidae. The transcript has 16 exons. The record is from RefSeq and is a predicted model, not a curated record. The coding region runs from base 160 to 1890 and encodes 576 amino acids.
CUUCUUCAUUAAACCAGAGCGGCUUGUUUGCGUCUUCUGUCGCUCUGUUUGUGCGGAUUGAGCGCCUGCUUAUAGAAACAUGCUUCGGUUUGAUCUCCUCUAAGGAAACGUCUGUUGGCUGUCAUUGGACUUCAGCGGGUUUUUUUUUUUUUAUUGAUAAUGACAUCAGAGGAGGAAGAUGCAGACAUUAUGCUGGAACCCCAGUUUAUCCAAGAGAGUGGGGAAGUGUACAGAAACCCCACUGAGGUGCAGAUGAGCCAGAUUGUGCUGCCCUGCCAUGCCAAUCACUGCGGGGAGCUGAGUGUUGGACAGCUGCUGAAGUGGAUGGACUCCACAGCCUGUUUAUCAGCUGAAAGACAUGCAGGAUGUUCCUGUGUCACUGCUUCUGUUGAUGACAUCCACUUUGAACACACCAUAGGAAUUGGGCAGGUUGUCAAUAUCAUUGCAAAGGUCAACAGAGCCUUCACAUCUAGCAUGGAGGUGGGGAUACUGGUGACUUGUGAGGACCUCUACACUGACAGACAGUGGAAAGUUUGCCAUGCCUUUGCCACCUUUGUUUCCAGACGAACUGAAGCUGGAAAGGUACAGCUCAAGCAGGUGAUUCCUCGUACACAAAUGGAGCAGAUGGAGUACAGCCUGGCAGCAGAGCGGCGGAGGAUGCGGCUCAUCCACGCUGAGAUUAUCACAGACCUGCUGAGCAGCAGCACCGCUCAGCUGGGAGAAUAUCAGGAGUAUGACGAUGCUGUGCCAGCUGAGAAGACACGAGUGGAGAGUGUGGAGCUGGUGCUUCCACCCCAUGCCAACCAUCAGGUCAGCACUUUUGGAGGCCAGAUCAUGGCCUGGAUGGAGAAUGUAGCAACAAUAGCAGCAAGUCGAUUGUGUAAUGCCCAUCCUACCCUGAGGACCAUAGACAUGUUCCAUUUUCGGGGACCGUCUCACAUUGGAGACCGACUCGUGCUGAAAGCUAUUGUUAACAACGCCUUUAAACAUAGCAUGGAGGUGGGAGUUUGUGCUGAGGCCUAUCAGGGUGGAGAACCUCUGCGGCAUAUCAACAGUGCUUUUAUGACCUUUGAGGUGCUGGACAGAGAUAGGAAGCCUUGCACGCUGCCACACCUACGCCCUGAGCCUGUGGAUGGAAAAAGACGUUUUAAAGAAGCUAUUGCAAGAAAGAAGAUCCGUCUUGACAGAAAAUAUAUCAUCUCCUGUAAGCUAACCCAAGUGCCUCUGUCUGUGCCCUGGGAUCCAAGCAACCAGAUAUACCUGAGCUACAACAACGUAUCAGCUCUGAAACUAAUGGAUACCAGAACCAACUGGGUCUUAACGUCAGAAAAGAACAAGGUUAGGCUGUACACACUGGAGGAGAACCACAUGCUUUGUGUCAAGGUGGAGAUGUAUGUCAGCGUCCCGGCAGAGCAGGCGUUCCACCUGUUAUCGGACCUGAGGAGGAGAAAAGAGUGGGACCACCAUUAUGAGCAGUGUGAGGUGAUCAACCAUGCAGAUGAGGAAGACACCCUUUAUCGUAUUGUUACGCCCUCUGUCAGCAAAGGGGGCAAAGGGAAAGACUUUAUCUUGCUUGCAUCUAGGAGGAAGCCAUGUGAUUCCAGGGACCCAUAUCUGAUUGCUCUGCGGUCUGUCACCUUGCCUGAUCACCCGCCCACAGAGGAUUUCUCCAGAGGAGAGGUGCUGUGUGCUGGCUUCACGAUCUGGGAGGAGUCCAAUGCAGUCACCAAGUUCACCUACUACAACCAGGCCACACCUGGAGUCCUUCCCUACUUCGCCACAGAUGUGGCUGGCCUUUCCUCAAGCUUCUACAAUACUUUUACUGCCUGCAGUCAGUUCCUGGAGGCCAACAAGGAUAGUCUUGAUGCUCUGCCACCUUCUUCUCUUUAAUUUCAAUCCCUCUCCCAUAAGCAAAGGACUGAGAUUAACAAGAAAGAAUUUGCAUUAUUAUUAUACAGUUACUUUUUUAACACUGUUUCAUAGAUGCUGGGCUCUAAUGAAAUACGCCAGUAUGAGAUCGUGAAGGACUGUUAGUUUGUACCUUGCAGGUUUUUGUACAAAUCAAAAACAGAUAAAUUAUUUAUGCCUGUUAAGUUUUUUUUAGAGAUUCUUUUUAUGAUAUCUGCAGUUCAGUUUUCUAGAUACAGGAUGAAUAUUUUUGCUAAAAAUCAAUUUGUAGCAGUCCGGGCAUGCUUUCAGAUGGUUGUUUGACUGUGACUAACUCUGUAAAGAUGCUCUAAAAUAAGGUGUAAUGUAUUUUUGUCACAUUUGUAUUUAAAUCUAUUUGAACUGUGAUAGAAAGUUCACAUGUGCCUUUGGUGUCUAGUAGCACUCUGUAAUUUAAAACAACACUAUCAAGUGAACAAAUUAUAUUGUAUUCAGGUGGGCAUUUGGGAUAAAAUGUGAUUAUUUAAGUAAUAAACAUGUUAGAGCUGUGGAUAAUA